Molecule: messenger RNA, 1117 nt
Organism: Ochlerotatus camptorhynchus
Lineage: Eukaryota; Metazoa; Arthropoda; Insecta; Diptera; Culicidae
Gene: Rack1
Product: Receptor of activated protein kinase C 1
Exons: 3
Coding region: 98-1033 (311 amino acids)
Biological process (GO): rescue of stalled cytosolic ribosome; positive regulation of protein phosphorylation
Cellular component (GO): nucleus; cytosol
Molecular function (GO): translation regulator activity; ribosome binding; protein kinase C binding
Source: RefSeq, a predicted model, not a curated record
CUUCCUUCUUUUCUCCGCAGAACGUCGAAUCGUGCGGCACGCAUUCGUUGCCCUUUGUGAAAAAGUGCAGUUAUUGCUGUUAAACUUUUGAUUAAUCAUGACUGAAACGCUGCAACUCCGCGGCCAGCUCGUUGGCCAUUCCGGAUGGGUCACUCAGAUCGCCACCAAUCCGAAGUACCCGGACAUGAUCCUGUCUUCAUCUCGCGACAAGACCCUGAUCGUUUGGAAGUUGACCCGCGACGAUGCCAGUUACGGUAUUCCGCAAAAGCGUCUGUACGGUCACUCGCACUUCAUUAGCGACGUUGUUCUGUCGUCCGACGGUAACUACGCUCUAUCCGGCUCGUGGGACAAGACCCUGCGCCUGUGGGAUUUGGCCGCCGGAAAGUCCACUCGUCGUUUUGAAGACCAUACCAAGGAUGUCCUGUCGGUUGCUUUCUCCGUGGACAACCGUCAGAUCGUGUCCGGAUCUCGUGACAAGACCAUCAAGUUGUGGAACACUUUGGCCGAAUGCAAGUACACCAUCCAAGAGGAUGGACAUAGUGAUUGGGUCUCGUGUGUCCGCUUCUCACCGAACCACUCGAACCCGAUCAUUGUCUCGGCUGGUUGGGAUCGCACCGUCAAGGUCUGGAAUUUGGCCAACUGCAAGCUGAAGAUUGACCACCUGGGCCAUAAUGGCUACUUGAACUCGGUUUCCGUUUCUCCUGAUGGUUCCCUGUGCACAUCCGGAGGUAAGGAUUGCAAGGCCUUCCUGUGGGACUUGAAUGAUGGCAAGCAUCUGCACACACUGGAACAUAACGAGGUCAUCAAUGCCCUCUGCUUCUCACCAAACCGUUACUGGUUGUGCGUUGCUUAUGGUCCAUCCAUCAAGAUUUGGGAUCUGGCAUGCAAGACCAUGGUCGAAGAGCUGAAGCCAUCGAAGGCCGAUCCACCACAGUGCUUGUCGCUGGCUUGGUCUACCGAUGGACAGACGCUGUACGCCGGUUACUCUGAUAACAUCAUCCGUGUCUGGCAGGUAUCAGUCUCGGCUCGUUAAAUAUGAAGCGGAUCCGAAGGAAGUCUUUUACCAUAUAAGAAUUAAUUCCAUAAACUUUGGUAGAUUAAUAAAUCUACUAGAAAC